Molecule: messenger RNA, 3455 nt
Organism: Anolis sagrei ordinatus
Lineage: Eukaryota; Metazoa; Chordata; Lepidosauria; Squamata; Anolidae
Gene: ANGPTL1
Product: angiopoietin like 1
Biological process (GO): cell surface receptor protein tyrosine kinase signaling pathway
Source: RefSeq, a predicted model, not a curated record
ACAAUCUCUCCUUGUUCUGGCACUCCUCCUUUCUCAUAAUUCCGUCCUUUCUCCCAAAGUUGUGGAUAGGAAAUCCUUCACACCCACACCCCCCAACUCUUCAGUGACAUCAUAUGUAGGCUGACUAUUUUAGGUCUGGGCAUGCGUUUGUUUAAGAAACACUCCCAAGAGUGCUGUAUAAGAAAGCAAGGUCAACUGUUGCUGGUUAGUGCAUUUCAGUAUGCAAGUGCAAAACAAAGACAGAGCAGCUUUAAAACAUCUUCGUCUUUUCUGCAGUAGAAGAAAACGAUUUUGGUAAAUAGCUCUCUUAUCAAAUUAAAUGGGGUGAUACAUACUUGGAUCUAAAUAUGGCACAACGAAACAAAAAUAAUCUCUAGAACUACACAAAUGACCAGCUAAGGGUUUGAGUCAAGAAUAUACACAGAAGAAGCCUUUGGAUUUUUAAUCUACUUCAGAAGAAAACGGCAUUGCAAGAUCACUUGAAAAUGAAGACAUUCCCAUGGACUUUGAAUUUACUGUUACUAUUAUUAUUAUCAAAUGGAUGCUACACAAAACAGUCUAACUUCAACAAAAGUUCCCCUAGACGAUACCCACGUUCUACAGAAGAAGGAGAGGAAGGGAAAAAGUGUGGCUACACAUUUAUUGUCCCUGAACAAAAAAUAACUGGACCAAUUUGUGUCAAUACCAGAGGCCCAGAAAACAAAAAAGAUGAAAUUACUAGAAUGGACAUUGAGAAUCUGAAGGAUGUAUUGUCCAAACAAAAGCGGGAGAUUGAUCUCUUACAGCUAGUGGUAGAUGUGGAUGGGAAUAUAGUAAAUGAAGUAAAACUGCUGAGAAAAGAGAGCCGCAACAUGAAUUCUCGUGUUACUCAACUAUAUAUGCAGCUCCUCCAUGAGAUAAUCCGCAAACGAGACAACUCACUUGAGCUUUCCCAGCUGGAAAACAAGAUACUCAAUGUCACAACUGAAAUGUUGAAGAUGACAUCAAGAUACAGAGAGCUUGAAGUAAAAUAUGCAGCACUAACUGAUCUUGUAAAUAACCAGUCACUCACCAUCUCAUUGCUGGAAGAACAAUGUAUACGUAUCUUUUCACGGCAGGACACACAUGGUUCUCCACCUUUAGUUCCAGUGGUACCCCAUCACAUUCCUAAUAGCCCACACUACACUCCAGGACUUCUGGGAAGUAAUGAAAUUCAGAGAGAUCCAAGCUAUCCCAGAGACAGAGAUGUGAGACCACCCCCUGAUCCAGCUACUACUCCUACAAAGAGUCCUUUCAGAAUCCCACCAUUAAUGUUGAUCAAUGAAGGCCCAUUCAAAGACUGUCAACAAGCCAAACAAGCUGGCUAUUCCAGUAGUGGUAUUUAUAUGAUUAAACCUGAAAACAGCCAUGGACCAAUACAGCUAUGGUGUGAGAACAGCCUUGAUCUGGGUGGAUGGACAGUUAUUCAAAAAAGAAUAGAUGGUUCUGUGAACUUCUUCACAAACUGGGACAAUUAUAAGAAAGGAUUUGGAAAUGUUGCUGGAGAAUACUGGCUAGGAUUGGAAAAUAUUUACUUGAUUUCCAAUCAGGACAAUUACAGACUUUUGAUUGAACUAGAAGACUGGAGUAAUAAGAAAGUCUAUGCAGAAUAUAGCAGUUUUCGACUGGAGCCAGAAAGUGAAUUCUAUCGAUUGCGUCUAGGAACGUACCAGGGGAAUGCCGGUGACUCGAUGAUAUGGCACAAUGGGAAGCAAUUUACCACACUAGACAGAGACAGAGACAUGUACACAGGAAACUGUGCCCAUUUUCAUAAAGGAGGCUGGUGGUACAAUGCCUGUGCUCAUUCUAACCUCAAUGGAGUAUGGUACAGAGGAGGACAUUACAGAAGCAAACACCAGGAUGGGAUUUUUUGGGCUGAGUACAGAGGUGGCUCAUACUCACUAAAAGCAGUUCAAAUGAUGGUCAGACCAAUUGAUUGAGACACUCAAAACAUUUUUAACUGUCUUUUGAGUUUCAUACAAAUGUUACAUUUCAAGUUGUUUUGCAAAUUUCCUUAUAACAAGAAAUCCCUACAAAGUAUUGUUUGAAAGAUUUCUUAUUGCAGUAUUGGAUACGUUGCUUAUGCAAGUACUAUCUGCUCAAUAAGUAAGAAGGCAGGUGGGUUUAAAAUAAAUCUCUGUUCAUUCGACUGUUUCUUAUUCUAGUAUUGGACGUUAAUUGAAAUAAUUAAAACAACCACAUUUGAUAGAGUACAAAGAAAAUUAUCAACAAAUAAUUGCUAAACUGUAGUAGGAGAUUCUGCUGCCAUGUGUUUUGUGUGAAAAUGACUUGUUUUCAAAGGGUUGAAACUAUUUAAGUUUUUAAUUUCAAAAAAAUAACUUCCAGUGGAAAUCUUAUUUUGAGUUACAAAUGCACAAUGAGUCAUGAAAGACAAAGAAUUGGAGGAAAGCUCUGGUUUUGCAAGCAUAUUUUUGAAUUAAAUAAAAGCAUUAAUGUUUCAGCAUAGUAGAUGUUCCCCAUGUGUAGUACAGUUUUUGCAGGAUACACAAACCCUGCUAAUUUAGGGAUGAAGGGCAUUAUUUGUACACUUUUCUUUUAAAUCAGAGAUGGGAAAAAUGUAGUUCUCCCAAGGUUGUUGGACUGUUAACUCCCAGCUUUUAUCAUCACUGAUAUGUUAGAUACUAGGUGUGUGACAACACCUAGAGCAGUGGUCCUCAAACUUUUUACACAGAGGGCCAGGUCACAGUCCCUCAAACUGUUGGAGGGUUGGAUUAUAAUUUGAAAAAAAAUGAAUGAAUUCCUAUGCACACUGCACAUAUUGUAUUUGUAGGGCUAAAAAAACCCCACUUUAAAACAAUACAAUAAUUAAAAUGAAGAACAGUUUUGACAAACAUAAACUUAUUAGUAUUUCAAUGGAAAGUGUGGGCCUGGUUUUGGCUGAUGAGAUAGGAUUGUUGUUGUUGUUGUUGUUGUUGUUGUGUGCUUUCAAGUCAUUUCAGACUUAACUUGACCCUGAGCGAGGGCCGGCUAAAUGACCUUGGAGGGCCAUAUCCGGCCCUUAGUUUGAGGACCCCUGACCUAGAGUGUCACACUUGACCUACCCCUGCCCUAAAUACAAAAACAAGAACCAUUUUAAUAGUAUGCAUUGUCUCAAAAUAAUCCAUUACAACAACACAGAGAUUAGAAAGUUACUUUUCAAAAGGAUGGGAUAAUAAUGAUAUGCUGAAAUAAUCUGUAAUUGGUUCCAGACUAUAAUUCUACCACUUUUCAAUGAUAAAAUAACAUUGUAUUCAUUCUUAUAAAAACUAAACUCCACACAAGGUAAGGCAAGGCAGUACUAUUCUAAAGAGCCCAUUGGAUAAGGUGAUGUACUGAGUCUACAUUGCUCUAGGGAUUUUUCAAUGAAUUAGUUCAUGUUCUUAACCCAUUACACUAUGUUAAACAUAUUUGAUGGUAAUAAAUCAUGUUGAUUUCAA